AUGUCUACAACAACUACCUCGGCUGCGCCGACCGCGGCUUCGACGACCACCUCUACCGCUCCCGAUCUACCCUCUCGACCUAAUUCUUUGAACUCAGUUGUGAAUCGCACGGCGUCGAAUUACUCGCCGUAUGGUGCCUCACGGUUCGGCGCCAGUCCGUACGGCGGCAUGGGCGGCAUGGGCGGCUACAGCUCCUACUCUUCUCCAUACUCCCGCUUUGGCACGAUGGGCGGCAUGGGAUCGAUGUAUGGCGGCAUGGGCGGCUACGGUGGCAUGUAUGGCGGCAUGGGCGGGAUGGGAGGCAUGUACGGAGGUGGCAUGCCCGGUGAUCCCAACGAUCCCAACAGUUUGACGAAUUCGUUCGGUCAGAACACCCAGGCGACGUUCCAGAUGAUUGAGAGUAUCGUGGGCGCGUUUGGCGGGUUCGCUCAGAUGCUCGAGAGUACCUACAUGGCGACUCACGGCUCUUUCUUCGCUAUGGUUUCCGUCGCCGAACAGUUUGGCAAUCUACGCAAUACUCUGGGCUCGGCCCUCGGCAUCUUCACUUUGAUCAGGUGGUUCAGGACGCUGAUCGCAAAGCUCACCGGUCGGCCACCACCCGCCGACGCCACCGCUCUCACUCCGUCGGCCUUCGCGGCAUUCCUGAACGGACGGUCCGCGCCCGCCGUUCUUCCUGAUGGAUCGCCCGCUCCUCCUAAGCCAUCGAAGAAGCCGUUCUUCAUGUUUUUGAUCGCCCUGUUUGGUCUUCCGUACCUCAUGGGCAAACUUAUCAAGUCGUUGGCCCGCUCGCAGGAGGAGCAGCGUCGCCAGCUCAUGGAGGGUGAACAGGCGCAGGGCGGAGCUCCGCUGGACCCCUCUAAGCUGGACUUCUGCCGUGUGCUGUACGACUACUCCCCCGAGUCGCAGGAAAGCAACGGCGUCGACUUGGCCGCGAAGAAGGGCGACAUCGUCGCUGUUCUCAGCAAGUCGGACCCCAUGGGCAAUGCGUCUGAAUGGUGGCGGUGCCGGGCCCGAGACGGCCGCGUCGGAUACCUUCCCGGGCCUUACCUGGAGACGAUUCAGCGGAAACCGCAACAGGCCAUCACGGCCGGUAGCCAGGCGGCUAGCCGUAGCAACAGCUUACAAGCGGGCGCGUCUGAAGAAAUCGCUACCGUCGCUGCCCAGGAUACGAAGCCCGAGCUCAAGGGCAAGAUGGGUGACAUCUCGCCGGAGAGCUUCCAAAAGAGCGCUUUCUAUUCAUGA
Aspergillus affinis is the source of this 1242-nucleotide messenger RNA. RefSeq names its product peroxin PEX13 (gene pex13). The record is from RefSeq and is a predicted model, not a curated record. Lineage: Eukaryota; Fungi; Ascomycota; Eurotiomycetes; Eurotiales; Aspergillaceae. The transcript is spliced from 2 exons. Bases 1 to 1242 code for a protein of 413 amino acids. Gene Ontology annotation, cellular component: peroxisome; peroxisomal membrane; peroxisomal importomer complex. Gene Ontology annotation, biological process: protein import into peroxisome matrix, docking. Gene Ontology annotation, molecular function: protein binding.